This is a messenger RNA of Didymodactylos carnosus, 852 nucleotides long. NCBI's taxonomy places the organism in Eukaryota, Metazoa, Rotifera, Eurotatoria, Philodinida, Philodinidae. The record is from the annotation of a GenBank genome assembly.
AUGACAACUGAUACUAUGAUCCAUCAUAAAAAGAAACGCACACCUCCACCCUCCGUUUUACUGUUAGCUAUUCCAUCUGAGACAACAAAUUAUGGAAAAAAUUCCCAUUACCAUCAUCGAUUAAUACGUCGCGAGGCAACACUUCCACCCACUCGUACUGUUCAACAUAAAAGAAAUUUGGAUGUUGAAAAUUAUUUAUCGACUGUUCAAACAUAUAAUUGGCAACGUCAUGAAGCUAAAGCAUCCGUUAUCAAUAUGGCAGUUGAUAUUGUUUAUAAAAAUACGUAUAUGACAGAAAAUGGUCCACAUUCAAAAUCCUCCUCAUCGUCAACGGGUGAUCGUUCAUCUCGACGAAAUAAUGAUGCUUCUACAUUACCUCGAUUAAAAACGGCUCCCAAUGAUUUUUUACAAUGUCUAUCGCCAUUAUCAAAACCGACACCGGUGCUAACACGUACAAAUACCUCAGACUCAUUUCAUUCGAAUCAUUCUCAAUAUCGAACAGUUUAUGAUUACAUACGUGAUUCGAUUCGUUCCGUUGUUCAACAACGCAAUUUAAAACAACAGAAUUUUUCAACUAAAAUUAAACGACCACAAAAUGAAGACAUAUUUCUUCGACGAGCGUUAGAUAAAAAAAAUCAUUUUCAACUCUAUAACAAUAAUAGUGAACAUUCGUCAUCAACAACAGAAGCCUAUUUCCACAACGAAAUGAAAAGUCCACAAAGUUUUGUUAACUAUGUUAAUCAUUCACGAGAAAAAACAUUGCCGAUAGAGCAAACAUCAAAAUAUAAUUAUUAUAAAAGUAGAAGCUUUGCUAACAGUGACAUUAUUGAACAAGAACUGAUUCAGAGCUAA